Molecule: messenger RNA, 1194 nt
Organism: Musca domestica (house fly)
Lineage: Eukaryota; Metazoa; Arthropoda; Insecta; Diptera; Muscidae
Exons: 3
Coding region: 1-1194 (397 amino acids)
Source: RefSeq, a predicted model, not a curated record
AUGACAAUGACAUUGUCUAUCGCUCUCUUGCCGGCAAUUGGGAGAAAUGAAUAUGUCCAAAAACUGGGUCAGUAUAUGGUGGUUAUGAAAACUGCCAAACAUCUGAAUGGUGACCAGGAACUGCAGAGAAUUUUUCAACACGCCUACGAGCAUAGGAUUCUCGAUAUUACAGUGGUCAUGUACCGGAAGCGGUUUAUUUUCGCAUUAUACACCUAUGAUGUUUUUCAUCCGUCAAAUUGUCGACAUGUGGUUAUACAAAAAUUUAACACAUUUGAGGGCGGCCAUUUGACAAGUGGCGACAUUUUCCCCAUAAAGUUACAAAAUUUACAUAAAUGUCCCAUUGAUGUUUUUGUGCAUCUAACCGAACCAUAUUUCAAUUAUUCCCUCGAUGUCGUUAAUGGGGAAUUAACAAAUUUUUGGGGUUUGGAGGCAUGGAUUUUGAGAAUCAUGGCGAAAAAGCUUAACUUCAAAUUACGGCUGCAACAGUCGAGAGGCGCAACCAUUGGCCUUGUAUUCGAAAAUGGUACUAUAACAGGUCCAUUCCUGGCAAUGACCCAGGGAAAAAUUGAUGUACUUGUGGGCUAUUAUCAUUCUAGGGUUCGGGCUAGUAGGUUUGGCGUGAGCAUGCCGUAUUUACUAACACCAUUGGUGUUGGUGAUACCCAAGCGAGAGAAACGCACUUUCGAAGGUGGAUGGCUGUUGGUUCCAUUCCAAAAUGAUGUUUGGCUGCUGCUCUUAGUCUCCCUGAUGUUUGGAUUAACAACAUUCCUGGUGCUUCGUUACACUCUAAACAAUGCUGCUGUGGCUCAAAACUCAUGGUUGGAUGUGGUAGGCCUGGCUUUGGGCAGUUCCCGAAACAUCCGCUAUCAUAGCAUGGGUACAAAAUAUUUUGUUAUGCUAUGGACUUUUGGAUUUGUCAUUGUGUGGGGUGCAUUUCAGGGUAAAUUGUAUGGAGCCUUUCAUAUUGAUGUGGUCCCGCCAGCCCAUACAGUGGAGAAUUUAGUAGCGGACAACUAUACAUUCCACAUUCGAAGGUAUUUCCGAGGAGAUUUGAUAGAAGCUUUAAACAUUCCCCCAACACAAAUCGUAUUCACAGACGUUUCCGAAACUCAGAGUGAUUUUAUGGCCCAACUCCAAGCUCCACAUCCAUCAGGAACCGCUGGGCCUAUUUUCACAAUUCCCGUAAAACGAUAA